AUGUCUUCUCCCAAUAUCACUGAAUCCCAUCCUUCUUCAUUCCUACUGCUGGGGAUUCCUGGGUUGGAAGUUGCACAAAUCUGGCUUGGAUUUCCCUUCUGUGUUGUGUAUCUGAUUGCUCUUGUUGGAAAUGUUAUCAUUCUAUUUGUUAUCUGGGUUGAUCAUAGCCUUCACCAACCCAUGUUCUACUUUCUGGCCAUGCUGUCAGUGAUUGACCUCAGUCUCUCUACUACUACCAUCCCCAAGAUGCUGGGGAUCUUCUGGUUCGGCCUUCAGGAGCUGUGCUUUGGGUGCUGUGUUACUCAAGUGUUUUUUAUCCACUUUUUUACAGUCAUGGAGAGUAUUGUACUUCUUGCCAUGGGUUUUGAUCGCUAUGUGGCUAUUUGCAACCCCCUCAGGCACAGCAUGAUUCUUACCAACAGAGUAAUUGGUGUGAUGGCUGUGGUAGUGGUACUAAGGAGCUUAUGCAUGAUUGUACCCAUCAUUUUUCUCCUCUUGAGGCUGCCUUACUGUGGACACAGAAUCAUCCCUCAUACCUACUGUGAGCACAUGGGAGUGGCACGUCUGGCUUGUGCCAACAUUAAUGUCAAUGUCUACUAUGGUCUUGGGAAUAUUUCUAUCUUGUUUAUGGAUGUGCUUCUUAUCGUUAUCUCCUAUACUAGAAUCUUACAUGCUGUCUUCUGCCUCCCUUCCCAGGAUGCCCGCCUGAAAGCUCUGAACACCUGUAGCUCCCAUAUUUGUGUUAUCUUUGUCUUCUUCGGUCCAGCUCUCUUCUCUUUCCUCACUCACCGCUUUGGUCACAACAUCCCCCAGUACAUCCAUAUCCUCCUGGCUAAUCUCUAUGUAGUCAUACCCCCUGCCCUCAACCCAGUUAUUUAUGGCAUCAGGACCAAGCAGAUCCAGGAGCGGGUACAGAAUCUCUUUCUUAAAACAAGAUGGAAUGAAAGGUAA
Messenger RNA from Suricata suricatta (meerkat), 951 nucleotides. Its product is annotated as olfactory receptor 52E8-like. NCBI's taxonomy places the organism in Eukaryota, Metazoa, Chordata, Mammalia, Carnivora, Herpestidae. Gene Ontology annotation, biological process: G protein-coupled receptor signaling pathway. Gene Ontology annotation, molecular function: G protein-coupled receptor activity; olfactory receptor activity. The coding region runs from base 1 to 951 and encodes 316 amino acids. Gene Ontology annotation, cellular component: membrane. The transcript has a single exon. The record is from RefSeq and is a predicted model, not a curated record.